AUGCCUAGCACGAAUCGAUCCGCGGAGGCGCCUGGAAGGCCUCGCUACGACCCCGAUCCUGCGCGCCUGUGCCAGCGCAACAAGACCGUCGAGGUCGCUCCAGAGAUAAUGGUAGGCCAUACGAACAUGAAGAAUCAGACAAGUCCCCUCGUCGUCGGAGUCGCUCACCUCAACGAUCACCCCUUCGAGAUCAACGUCGAAAUCAUCGCAACCGAUCUCGCAGUGAGCACCGAGAACGAAUCCACAGGGCUCGUAGUCGACGCCCAAGGCACAGAAAUCAUAGCCGGGGACGAGAACAUACGAAUAGAUCUCGUAGUCGACGGCGGGACAUAA
Alternaria viburni is the source of this 333-nucleotide messenger RNA. RefSeq lists its product as uncharacterized. The transcript has 2 exons. Lineage: Eukaryota; Fungi; Ascomycota; Dothideomycetes; Pleosporales; Pleosporaceae. The coding region runs from base 1 to 333 and encodes 110 amino acids. The record is from RefSeq and is a predicted model, not a curated record.